This is a messenger RNA of Macroventuria anomochaeta, 598 nucleotides long. RefSeq lists its product as uncharacterized. The coding region runs from base 131 to 496 and encodes 121 amino acids. The transcript has a single exon. The record is from RefSeq and is a predicted model, not a curated record. Lineage: Eukaryota; Fungi; Ascomycota; Dothideomycetes; Pleosporales; Didymellaceae.
CUGUAGGAUCAAUGACUCGGAGUGCGUCCUUCUACUUGUGGGCUCUACUACUUUGCGGCAUUGGCAGAAUUACAAUCAUCAAGCUUUCGGAGUAAGCUGUCGAGGCCGCGUAACAAACUUCAGGCUCGCUAUGCCGAGCCGCACCUCGUCGGUUUCGAAUGCCUAUCCACAAUGCCGCAAUACCGAAGGCUUACUUCGUAAAGUAGGAACCCGCGGGAGUGUUGCAGGAGCACAGAGCACAGGAGGCCAUGCAGGUACUCUGCGAGCGGUGAGGGUUGGUACCUGGCGGAAGCUGCGACUUCGGGCACCCAAGCUCCAUGCGGCUGAUUAUGUAAAGAGGGCAGUGCAAAUGGAAGCCCACAUGGCGCCGCCUUCCUCAAGCACGACAUCUCAUACACUCUCCGAUGAUAACCUGCUCUGUCCUGAAGUGAGACGAAUUUGCAACGUCACGCCGGGUGCAUGUUUGCCUACAACUCACGUCAAGAUAAAUGAAUAGGAACACAACACAGCAACACCAAGAGCUUUGAUUCCAUUAACAAACUAGUUUACAGACGCGCAAUGUCCGAUUCAUCACACUUCUAAAUUCCGGUCAUUAUCA